GAGCCCGCUCUGCUGCCGGGAAGGGAGGCGCUCGUGCGCGGCGGAGGUUCCAUGGAUCGCUUCGCCUGGACUAGCGGCCUCUUGGAGAUCCACGAGAACCUCGUCACGCAGCAGCGCGGGGUCCGCCUGUACGAUGGGGAGGAAAAGCUGAAGUUUGAUACUGGAGUAUUACUCCUUAGUACACACAGAUUGAUCUGGAGAGAUCAGAAAAAUCAUGAAUGCUGUAUGGCUGUUCCUCUUUCCCAAAUUAUCUUCAUUGAAGAGCAGGCAGCAGGGAUAGGAAAAAGUGCCAAAAUAGUAGUUCAUCUUCAUCCAGUACCUUCCAACAAGGAUCCUGGUCCUUUCCAGAGUAGUAAAUACUCAUAUAUCAAGCUUUCUUUCAAAGAACAUGGUCAGAUCGAGUUCUUCAGGAGGCUGUCUGAAGAAAUGUCUCAGCGCAGAUGGGAGAACAUGCCAGCUUCUCAAGCCAUAGAGGUUAACAGGGGUUCACAGAGUGGGAGAAUAAGAGCUGCAGGGAUUGUUGGCAUUGAGAGGAAAUUAGAAGAAAGAAGAAAAGAGAUGGAUAAAAAUAUUUCUGAGGCUUUUGAAGACCUCAGCAAAUUGAUGGAAAAGGCAAAGGAAAUGGUGGAGCUGUCAAAAUCAAUUGCUAGCAAGAUCAGAGAAAAGCAGGGUGACAUCACUGAAGAUGAGACAAUAAGAUUCAAAUCCUAUUUGUUGAGCAUGGGUAUUGCUAACCCAGUUACCCGGGAAACCCAUGGAUCUGGCACUCAUUACCAUAUGCAGCUGGCAAAACAAUUAGCUGGAAUUUUACAGGCACCUUUAGAGGAGCGGGGAGGAAUAAUGUCUCUCACAGAAGUUUAUUGUCUGGUGAAUCGAGCUCGUGGCCUAGAGUUGCUUUCUCCUGAAGAUCUAGUAAAUGCUUGUAAGAUGCUGGAAUCACUAAAGUUACCUCUGAGGUUACGCAUAUUCGACAGUGGUGUUAUGGUGAUUGAACUCUUGUCACAUAAUGAAGAAGAAAUGGUGGCUUCUGCUUUAGAGACAGUCUCUGAGAAGGGAUCUCUUACCGCAGAAGAGUUUGCAAAGCUUGUAGGAAUGUCUGUGCUUUUAGCCAAAGAAAGGUUGCUGUUAGCUGAAAAGAUGGGCCAACUUUGCAGAGAUGAUUCUGUAGAAGGCUUGCGAUUCUAUCCAAAUUUAUUUCUUACACAAAGCUGAUUAUUCAUUUGCUCUCUUUUUCUCAUAUUUAAAUAUGUUUGCUACAUGCAGUCUGAAGAAAAGAAUGUCAAGAUAUAUAUCCAUUUAUAUCAUGGUUUUACUAUGUUGUAAUAGUAGUUUUCACUGGAGCAGAGAGGAAGAGAUUAGUAGUGUGUAGAAAGAGAAUAAUACUAAUAAAAGCUUAUAGAAAUCAUGACACUGCAGCCAUUUCAGGUCUUGAGGGCAAACUGGCCGCAAUGACCUAUUUAAUGACUUUUUUUUCAAGAAGGAAGGAAGAAAGUGAAGUGAUUUUAAAAAGCAUGGGGAGGGGGAGAAUUAAUUGUGGGCUAUUUGCAAGGCCAGACAAAUCAACAAGCAGUCUUUGUUAAAUGUAGUCCCUAUUCCAUCUUCUGCCAUGGAUUUGCGUCUGCAACUUGAAAUCAAUAAAAUAUUAUCAGGAGGAAAAUAAAUUAAUUCUGGGUCAGUCUAGUGCAAAACAAUGUAAAUAAUGUAAUUUACUCUGGAAAUGCCCAUAUUUUAGGAACAAAACUUCCAUGUCUACAUUUGCUUGUAAUUAUUUUCAAAGGAAGAAUGAAUCUGUAACCAAAAAAAAAAAAAAAGUUUUGUGUGUGGCUUUGUCCUGGAUGUUAAGACAAGGAGCAUUGUGAACUCAAAUUUCCUUCCUUCUAUUCUUUGAUUGUUGAUUCCACAAAGUUUCUAUUUUUGUCUUUUCUUUUGCAUAGCUCUGAAGAAAGACAUUCUGCCAUGUGUCCUUCUAAGCCAAACAGUGUUUUAUGUUUCAUCUUUAUAUUAAAAGAUAAAGAUGAAACAUUUGUGAGAGCACUCGUUCUUUGUCUUGGAAAUGUUUGCUGGUACUGUAUCAGUUUUUAUAUGACACAAACUCAUUUGAACAAGAAGAGAACUCUUUGGUUUCACAAAUGAUCUAUUCUUUUUUAGUAAAAUUAUAUCCUAUCAAAUACCAAUAAUCUCAUUGCCCUACCAUUCAGAUAAGGUCUGUUUUCCCACCAGAUCCACAGUUCACACUUGGAUAGCCAAGAGGGUUUUAGCAUCAAGAGUGUCUAAAAUACUCAUUAAUACCAAACCAUGGUAUUAAAAUUGUCAGUAUGGCUAUUUGUAUUCAUAGAAAUCCUUUGAAUUUUUACUCUGAUAUAAAUUAAAAUUCAAUUUAAAUUUAAAUUUGUAAAGUAAAAUGCAAAUACAAGGAAUGUAUGAUUGUAUUUUCAGGUGAAUUCACUGAGAUUUUAAAACCUAGAGAGUAACAGUCACUUUGGAAUUGCAGUCUUUUUAAAGGGUGCCGUCAUCUCCCAUUUUCAUUGUAUGGUGGUCUAUAAUUUUGUUGUGGGGUAUGGCAGCUAAUUUUAUAUUUUCUAAUUUUCACUACUUUCAAAUAUUAACGUGUGUGUGAGACAUUCCUGCUAAGAAAGAACUCACAAUAUUCUUCUGUGACUACAGUUGGCAGCAAUUCCUGUGGAUUUCACAAAUCUGUUUAAAGCAGCCAGCUUUUAGAUUAUAGGUGGUAUGGUGUGAGGGGCGGGGGGUCUUCUGAAUAAAAUGUAGCUAGGUGGGCUCAUUUAGGGUUUGAAAAUACAUUGCAGUAUUAAGUUUGUUAAUUGUUCACGUCUUAAUUUGCAAAGAGAAGCAGUGUCUUUGUUCUUGUUUCUUUUCUUCAAGAAGAAGAAGAAGGCCAACCCUUCUCUUCCUUGUGUGAUUCCUAGAUUACAUUGAGGGAAGGGCACUGAUUAUAUAUCCUGUUGUUGAGACUGUGUUUUUUUGUGAUCUUCUUUGCACACUCUGUUAAAUCAAUUAAGAAACAGCCCUUGUGCCUUUUUUCUGAUAAUUAGAAAACUGGGAACGUCCCUUUUUCAGUUUCUCAAUAAAAGCGAAGUGAAAAGUAAUCCAUACAUAGUGGGAAGAAGAUGACAUAUAUCACCUUCUUCCAUUCAACCGGGAAUCUCAUCACUACGUAUUGUCUUUGGCUGCUGACUCCAAGGCUGCCAGGGAGUGGAAUUAGCCAAGCUCCUCAGGCAGUGCAAGCUCCUCGUCUCAUUCUGGGUGACAAGAGAGAUGAAAAGCCCACUGAACAUUCUUGUCCUCUGUUUAAUUGAGCAGCAUUGUUUGCCCUUAUUUGGCUGAGCCCACAGUCAAAGUUCAGUUCAUAAAACAGCGAUGGGGAGAAUGAAAGAGCAAAAACUUCCUUCUCCCUUCUCUUGCUGGUAUGGUACAAAUGCCAUAUCGGAUACGUACAGAAAUGUAUUAAAAUGGUAGCAAAUCUUAAUACAAGAAGAGUCCUGGUGAUUCAGACCACCGGCUUACAAACUCUUGUGACCUAUUCUAUAGAAUGAUGAAGCAGAUGUCUCUAGGAUGCUCACCCAAAGGACAGAAACUGCUAGUAGCGCCUGUUCAUGUUGCCUAUCAGAUAAACAUAUAGCUAUUACAAGUAGGAGUCAUUGUUUGCCUCAACCUAUGUUAAUUUGACUAAUCCCAUCUUGAAAGCACCUAAGUUGGUAACAACAACAUCUGGAAACAAAAUGCAUAAAGGGUGUUCGGUUGUCAUGUUAAGUCAUAAGGGUGAUUUAGUGGAGGAUAUGUCCAUGAAUGGUCUCGCUAAUAAGCUAGCCAUGAUCUGGUUAAACUUGGUAAGUUGAUGCAGGACUGGCUUAAUCACACCAUACAAAUCCGGGGAACAGAGCCAUGUUUUGAUAUUAAUGUAUUGCUUUGUUGGCUUUUUCAAGCCAGAGUCAUAUUUCAUGUUUAGCCCAGUUGGUGGAUCAUUAGCUGCACAUACAAACUGGGCCUUAGUUUAACUGCACUGGAUGAAGAAUGCUGGUUUCUGUUUGUCCUGAACUUCCCUCUGUUCAGUUUCGUUCAAUAACCCUGGAUUUUAGCAUCGUGAGAGAAAUAAUUUGGUAUUAUUUUACUUGAUGGCUCUUAAGAUUUAUAGCACCCAUAAAACUCAUCUGAAUAAAAUGAUUUUAUUAGAUGGGUACAUGUUGUACCUACAUUUGAAAAAGUGUCAUUUGCCUUAAAUCUGAUUUAUCAAGAUUUUUAAAAAUCAGAUGUGCUUAUUUUUCAUUCUGUUUGUCAUGCCACUUUCAUGUGGUCAGCAGCUGUUUUUGGGCUGCUUUAUUCUUUUUCUUUUUUGUCAGCCUUAUCAUUGCCAGCAAGAGCAACUAUCACACAUUGUUGUGUGUGAUGGUUUAAGCAUUAGAAAAGGAGCCCUGUAUUCAAUCACCUGGCUCUUUUAUUCUGUUGAGUGAUUUUGAAUAUAAUGGACACUUUAUAAAAAAAUAUUUUUUAUCCUUCAAGGAUUCAUAUCAGUUAGGACUUUUAUUUCCAUUCCUUGUGACUAUUCUUAUCCAGAAAUCUCCUGCCUUCUGUGAUUUUGCACCACUUUGGACAUUUUUACUGGAAUGUGCUAUAAGUAUUCUUUAAGUAGGUAAAUAUGUAUGUGGCAAAUUGGUGUCUAAAGUAACAGUUGGAAAAAAAAAA
Molecule: messenger RNA, 4701 nt
Organism: Python bivittatus (Burmese python)
Lineage: Eukaryota; Metazoa; Chordata; Lepidosauria; Squamata; Pythonidae
Gene: VPS36
Product: vacuolar protein sorting 36 homolog
Biological process (GO): protein transport to vacuole involved in ubiquitin-dependent protein catabolic process via the multivesicular body sorting pathway
Cellular component (GO): late endosome membrane; ESCRT II complex
Molecular function (GO): phosphatidylinositol-3-phosphate binding; ubiquitin binding
Source: RefSeq, a predicted model, not a curated record